Messenger RNA from Lolium rigidum, 591 nucleotides. RefSeq names its product non-specific lipid transfer protein GPI-anchored 16-like. The record is from RefSeq and is a predicted model, not a curated record. The transcript has 4 exons. NCBI's taxonomy places the organism in Eukaryota, Viridiplantae, Streptophyta, Magnoliopsida, Poales, Poaceae. The coding region runs from base 1 to 591 and encodes 196 amino acids.
AUGGUGAGCGCGGCGGUGGUGGCCAUGGCCGUGCUGUUGCUGUCGUCGGUGGCGAUGUCGGUAUCGGGGCAGGCGGUGGCGACGUCGUGCACGGCGUCGCUGAUCAGCACGUUCACACCGUGCCUCAACUUCGUGACGGGGAGCACCAACGGCGGGGGCUCGCCGACGCAGCAGUGCUGCAGGGCGGUGGCCGGGGUGGUGCGCACCGCCGAGGACUGCGCGUGCCUCAUCCUCACCGGCAACGUGCCCUUCGGCCUCCCCAUCAACCGCACCCUCGCCAUCUCCCUCACCAGGAUCUGUAAAUCGCUCUCCGUCCCCCUCAAGUGCAGAGAUACGGCAGUACAAAUCCCAGCUGCAGGGCCUAUUGCGUUUGCUCCGGCACUUCCCCCUCUGCCACCGUUGCCCCCGGUAUCAUCGGUGGAUCCGCCAGCGACGUCGCCGGACGCGGCAGAGGUGGACGCGCCCCCGAUCACGCAGAGCCAGAGGCCGGUGGUGGUGCCCAGCUCGGCCUGGACGAGCGCUCGUGCGCUCUCGGCACCUGCAUCCGUUGUGCUGGUUGUCGUUUCAUCCGUUCUUGUUUUGAUCACAUAG